Molecule: messenger RNA, 156 nt
Organism: Suillus bovinus
Lineage: Eukaryota; Fungi; Basidiomycota; Agaricomycetes; Boletales; Suillaceae
Exons: 1
Coding region: 1-156 (51 amino acids)
Source: RefSeq, a predicted model, not a curated record
AUGCAUGGCUUCUCUAUUCGUACAGCACACCUUAUGCCCGUAUUUGGGCAUGAAUUUGUACCUACUUAUCUCUCUUACAUGCAGACCCUUGAUGCUUUCCGCACUUACCAUGUAAAUAAAUACAUUGAUCAUCAGGCAUUUGAGAUUGUCUGGUGA